Molecule: messenger RNA, 921 nt
Organism: Geodia barretti
Lineage: Eukaryota; Metazoa; Porifera; Demospongiae; Tetractinellida; Geodiidae
Source: the annotation of a GenBank genome assembly
AUGCGCCCGACGUCAGACCCAGGCGUCAACUUGAUCGCCUUCGUUAAUAUGGACGGCGAAGUGAUGACGAUGCAGCCAGACGGCUUGGGUGUCAGGCAGAUAAGUCCCGAUAUCGAAGGCUUCUUCACUUGGCCCACAUGGUCGCCUGACGCAAAUUCCCUUGUGUAUUCCGGCGUGGUGGACGACGAGGGCGAAUUGCAGAUAAAUCUGUACGCUUCGGAUAACGCCGGAGGCGGAAAGCGUGUAGUGUAUGCAAGCGAGCCGGGGCAAGUUGGCUUACUGGCGCAAGGUGUAGUUCACUAUCCUCUCUGGUCGCCUGAUAGCGAGCGUCUUGCGUUCAUAGCCACCACUAGCGCCGGAUUGAGUCUCUUCAUGGAUGAUCUUCGCGACGACCCUGAUGCGCGGCAUCUUCUGGAUGACGGACCGCUUUGGAUGUCGUGGUCUCACGAUUCUUCCAAGCUCGCUGUGCACAGAGGAAUGGAUCACUUCCUUAUCGCGAGAGGCGAUGAACCCACGGUGCAACCGCUGGACAUUAGGGCAAUAGGCUAUCGUGUCCCCGCGUUGCAUCCUGUGGAUGACUCAAUCACGCUGAGGUCUCAGCCCGCGGCGCUUCGAGCAAGCGUAUCCAGCGCGCGACUCGACGGUAAUAGAGUGCAGUCCAUAACGCCGAUUCGAAGCGUGGAAGGGGAGGCGGCGUUCCUGUGGUCGUCAACGGGCGAGCAUCUGGCCGUGGCGGAAGCGGCGCAGUAUCUGAUGUACAGAAAUACCGCGUUGCCGAUUUAUCGCGGCAUUGCAAUCGUGUCGGUAGGGCUCGUCGCAAGAGACCGUCGAACUUCCUCUGCCCGUACUUGCCUUCUUCUGGUCGCCGGACGGCACGAAAAAUUGCGUUCGUCACCUUAUCAGAAAGGCAGGGAGCGCUGA